Anopheles funestus (African malaria mosquito) is the source of this 1195-nucleotide messenger RNA. Its product is annotated as brachyurin-like. NCBI's taxonomy places the organism in Eukaryota, Metazoa, Arthropoda, Insecta, Diptera, Culicidae. The coding region runs from base 224 to 1144 and encodes 306 amino acids. Gene Ontology annotation, molecular function: serine-type endopeptidase activity. The record is from RefSeq and is a predicted model, not a curated record. Gene Ontology annotation, biological process: proteolysis. The transcript has a single exon.
AGCAUCAGUCGUACGAUCGCACUUAGAUGAUCUUAUCUUGAGGAAACGCGGGUCGCCAUGAUACGUAUACGGCUCCAAAGUGUAGAAACUUUGAGAUAGCCGUUUAUUAUUGCCAGUAGCCCCGUUUCACGGUAGCUAUAAAUACAACCCUCCGGAGCCUAACGGCACACUAGUUGCAAAAGGUACGGUUCGAUCGUCUCGCGUGCGUGUGUGUGUAAUUAAGAUGAAGUUCUCCUUGUUGGCGCUGUUUGCGCUCGUGUGUGCCGUUGUGGCCACCGACGAUAUUGACUGGUCGAAGGUACGGCCGAUGUCCCGCAUGCCCCAGUACAUGCGCCGUCUGCCGAAAGAUAUUCUGAAGCAGUACCUGACGGAGGUGCGCAACAUGCCAUCCAGUGCACGUGGCAAUGCCCGCAUCGUCAACGGUUACAUCGCCCAACCCGGCCAGUUCCCGUACCAGGUCGCGAUCCUGAGUAACAUGGCCGGUGGUACCGGUCUGUGCGGUGGUUCCGUGCUGACCGCUAACUACGUUCUGACCGCUGCCCACUGCGUGGAUGUUGCUACCGAUGGUCUCGUGAUCUACGGUGCUCAGGACCGCACCAACGCAAACGAACCGAGCCAAGUGCGCAUUGCUUUCGAGCAGAGCGGAAUUAACCUUCACCCGAACUGGAACCCCACUCUAAUCCGUUACGACAUUGCGACCGUCCGCGUUGUCUCGCCGGUCACCUUCUCCGAUCGCAUCCAGCCCGUUACGCUGCCACGUCUCAGCGAUGUGGGUAAUGAUUUCGCCGGCCUGAUUGGUACCGUGUCCGGAUUCGGCCGCUUCGCCGACUCGAUCCAACAGGCUUCGGAUGUGUUGCGCUACGUCAACAACCCAAUCCAAACCAACCUCGCCUGCUCGGUGCGCUUCCCCGGUGUGGUUCAGCCAGAGAACAUCUGUCUGUCGGGAGACUCCGGCCGUGGUGCCUGCCAGGGUGAUUCCGGUGGUCCGCUGACUAUCGUGCGUGACGGAACCACCGUUCAGCUCGGUGUCGUCUCGUUCGGUCUUGCUCUCGGAUGCGAACUUAACUGGCCGUCCGUGUUUGCCCGUACCACUUCCUUCCUGACCUGGAUCGAGGCCACCUCCGAUGUUGUCCUGCUGCAGUAAUCAACUAAAAUAUAGAUGACAAAAAAACGUUCCUUUAACAAAAUGCGCUUC